UUAUAGCAAACAACUUUACUGAACUCCAGAUUCUUCCUCAGUUUCUAUGAUACUGACAAAACCAUAUGGGUAAGCUUUCAUUUUCGAUUAUACUUAAGAUGCCUUGAAUAUUACCAAACCUGUUUCUAAGACCCAUGGAAAAUGAUUUACCUUUAAGCAUUUAUGCUAGAAAAUGUACCAGGCCAUUUCUGCCCAACAAAGCUAGCUUAUUGUCUGUAGUGCCCCCUAGUGGUCGCUCUUCGUAUGUCGCUCUCCAGCAAAGGGAUGGUUUCAGUCGAAUAUUGUCACUUGCUGUUUUAUUAUUUCAAAUUGUCACGGCCUAGCUCCAAUGGGAAUAUCCUGGGUUCAAGUGCCAGGGGGGCGCACACACAUUGUAACUCCUCCCUCUAUUUUAAAUCGUUUCGGAUUGAAGCAUCGUGUACGUGGAUGAAAUGUAAUCACAUUAAAAUACAUUAGCAGCGCCUACUGAACUGAGAUUACAUUGUCGAACCUCCUAUGGGAAAAUGCCAAAACUGUGUGGUCUUAGCUAUUGCAAAGUGGCUAUCAAGUCUGCGGAGAGAUUUUUAAUUAGGGAAAUAUGUAGUACCUGAAACCGUGAUACAUAUAUUUGCUUGGGAUUUAACCAGUACAUCAAAGAUGUUUUUAACUUACUACGACAGAUCAGAAGGCACAGACCACACUUCUCCGAAAUCAAGAUGACUGCCAUCCAGUUUUCGAUAUGUAAAAAGCAGGAGUGGAAAUCCUCUUUAGCCUCGUCAUGUCCGAUCAUUUUGCCAAAACGAGCCAUCGGAAUUUGUAUUGGGUUUAUUUCAAAUUCAAAACUGUCAUUAUAACAAAGCAUUCGUACGCACAUUACAGUUAUUACGCACCUGGGGAGCAUUGUCAAUAUGCUUUCUUUAAUACCACAGAUGCAUAUGCUCAUAUUCUAAAAGUAAAUACUUGAUUUCAGUAUUUUUGGAAAUGAAUGAGGAAUUGGUGCAGCUGUCGCUUUAAGGAGCGGACGGCGGAUCCAAGAUGGCGGCGUCUCUGUGCGGUGUGUCUGGCUUUUCUAGAUAAAAAAAAAUAUAUAUAUAUAACAACUCGGUGGAAACCAGAAGAGCUGUGGAAACAAAAGCCGGAAUAUAAAUUCAAGAAGAUGAAAGCUGAUUCCGGUGCAGAGGGCUGAGUGGUAGCCUCUCUUCUCCCAGGAUGGAUACAUUCUUCAAGGCUGCCGUGUGCGAUCUGGACAAACUUCUGGAUGAUUUUGAACAGAACACAGACUCUGCAGCUCUACAUGAUGUCAAAAGCCAAAGCUACAGUUCCCCUCUGAGAGAUUGUGGUCCUCCAAGCUGUGACUCCUACCCAAGAGACUCUGAAGUGACAGGGAGACCUUUGACAGAUGUGGACCUCCUGUCCUCCGUGGACAACAGGACAACUAAAAGUAUAGCGCCACCAUGUCCAGACAGGGCACUGAAGCCUGUGUGUGAUCUCGUCAGUGAUACGGCAUCUGCCAGUCUUCUUCGGGCAAAUAGCCACGAUGCUUUUAAAGAGUUGGAUGUUGCUGAGAAUCAGCUUGAGGAGCUCUUGGUGGAUUUUGAGUCUCCUGUGAUUUACCUGCCAGGAAAUGCAUCGCCAGUGGGUAUUAGGAGAACUCAUGGAGAGGAAUCGCCUGACAACGGAGCCUUAUUGGAAUCGGACUCUCAUGACCACCUUGUUGUCGGAGAGCUUCCAUCGUCGGUUAGCCUGCUGGACAUCAUUUUGCCAGCUUCUUCGGAGGGUGCUGGGGAGCCCCAGAGUGUGGUGUCACCAGGUAGUUCGGGGGUCCAGGAAUCUGUGAAGAAUGAGUGCGAGGUUUCUGUUGAAAGUGCAGAAAACAUUGCAGAAGAUGACGAGUUCCCCUGUCCUGCAGAAAGGGAGGAUGUUGUUGGCGCAGUUUGUGGAAGUGGUGAAAAUGAUGGGGAGGGGCUGGUUACAAACAACAUUGGUCAUUCUCAUGAGUCACCAGUACCUAGCGAUGGGAAAUGUGACCAUCCGGAGGGGGGAUCCAGGACUACAGGCUGGUCUAACAGCUUAUGUAGUCAGACUCCUAGCUCUCCACGGCAGGAGUCUUCCCUGUCCUGUCUCCCAAUGGCCGUGUCCAUGUGUGGAUCUCUGGUGUCAUCUUUGGAUUCCCGAGAGCAUGAGGAAACAAGGAUUGAAAAAGAACCAGAGGUUGUGUUGUCAAACUCCCAAGUGCAGUCUGACCCAGAUAUCCCUCAGGUUACCCUUCCAGUUGAUGGUACUAUAAACCACACUAACCCCGAUGCUGACUCCAGUGAAGUGGUAGAAGAAUCAACCGCAGACUCGCUGUCAAAGGUGACAUCAUUCCAUCAUAUGAUCAAAACUCAUGAAUGUUCUGGAACGUCUGUAGCUCCUUUGUCACCCAAUGGUUGCCAAGACUCUGGGAGUCUGAUGCAGGAAAGUCUAUCUCCUUCAGCUUGUGAGGGUCCAAGAAAACCUCCAGAUUAUGCGUUUAUGGAGAGCUUCCUCUCUGAGAAUGACCAAGGUGCCCUGCUGGUGACUGAUGAGGAAUUGGAUGCGUUCUUGAUGGGGCAGAAGGAUACCACUCCUGUGGGCCCAGAAAUGGAGAAAUCUGCUGACGGGAGGAUUUUGGAAGCGAAUGGGUAUGGUGCAGAUCCCUAUAGUUUUUCUCAAGAUGGUUUCGAGGAGGAGGAACAUGGAAACAUUAGAAGUCACCAGGACAGUGGUACCUACAAGGAUAGUAACCAAAUGCUUCCCUCUGUGGAGGAAAGUAAAGACUCCAGCCCCUCUUCUCAGUCUCAGGACAGUAGCCCUUGCAGCCCAGAUCUUGGUAACAGGUCUAGUUCAGAAGAGCUUAUCAGUGAUGUGGGCCAGGCUAAUUUUACUGCUAAUCAACAUCCUUAUUUUGGAGGGGCAAGACCUAAGCAGUUGUAUAGUCAGCCACCUAGAAUUGCCUCAACUUGUGAGACUGAGGACCAUGGGAGGGGUGAAGUUAAGGAUCUUCAUAACUCCGGGGAAAUGUUGGUGAACACUACUCACUCCUCUCCUGCCGCAGUCCCAGUUGCAGAAGACCCCAGCCAGUGCAUAACAAAUUCGAGUUACCCUUUCCAGGAGAGCUAUGAGAACAGCGUCGAUUACGAUGAGCUUUCAGACCCGCCGCCUUACUCAAAGGACGCGCCUGGUCUCACGGCUGACCACCAGCAUCUUAUGAAGGAGGCUGAUGGCCUGGGUGUGAGACAGCCGCCCUGGAUACCGGAUUCGGAGGCUCCCAAUUGCAUGCACUGCCAGCAGAAGUUCACCUUUACCAAGAGGAGACACCACUGCAGGGCUUGUGGCAAGGUGUACUGUGCGGUUUGCUGCAACAGGAAGUGCAAGCUGAAGUACCUUGAGAAGGAAGCCAGAGUGUGUGUUAUUUGCUACGAUAUCAUUCAGAGAGCCCAGGCCCUGGAGAGGAUGAUGAGUCCCACAGGCCCCAGCCCCAACCCCAACAUCCCGUCCGAGUACUGCUCCACCAUCCCGCCCAUGCAGCAGGCUCGUGCGGCUGGGACGCUUAACUCCCCUCCGCCUACCGUCAUGGUGCCCGUGUCUGUGCUGAAGCAGCCAGGGACCGAAGGUUUUCCACGAGAGCAGCGGAGGGUCUGGUUUGCCGAUGGCAUUCUGCCGAAUGGGGAAGUGGCGGACACCACCAGGCUGUCUACAGGAACCAGGAAGACCUCCCAGGAGUCAAGUCCUGUUACUCUGGAGCCCGCAGUGCCUGGUAGUCAGCCAGUGAAGCCCACUCAUUCAUUAGGGGAAUCCCCUGAAGCUGCGGGGGUGCCAGUGGCUGAGGGGGCACUCGGAGGCGCCGUGGUUGGCCUGGCUGAGGCAGACUGCCCCCCAGUUUCUGGGUCCUGGGACUACAGCCUGCUGUGUCGUGUGGGCGACCUUGUGGCAAAGAGCUCCAGCCUGGUGCCAGAGGAUGAGGAAGGCCUGCCACCGCUGCUGAUCAUCACUGGGGAGGGAGCAGAUGUCAUGGUGGAAGAACGACCAGCAGCCAGCCAGAUCCUGCUGCUUCUCGAGGAAGGAGGACCACAACCUUUGACCUUCGUCCUCAAUGCAAAUCUCUUGGUGAACAUCAAGAUCGUCACCUAUACUGGCAAAAAGUGCUGGUGCUUUGGCUCCAAUGGCCUUCAGGCCGUGGGUCAGAAGGAGGUGGUGUUUGUUCUGCAGUGUCUCCCAGAGGAGACCAACUUGCCCAGGGACAUCUUUAACUUAUACGUGAGCAUCUACCAAGAUGCUGAGAAAGGGAAGUUUGUGGAAGACCUUGGCAACGUGACUUUCACAGAGAGCUUCUUGGGAAGCAGAGACCAUGGUGGCUUUCUCUUCUUCUCCCCCACCUUCCAGCCUUUGGAGGACCUCUUGCUGCCCCAUGACCUGUAUCUCUGUGGGGUCCUAAUCCAGAAGCUCGAGGUUCCUUGGGUCAAGGUGUUCCCUUUGCGUCUGCUCCUUCGGCUGGGUGCUGAGCACAGCGUGUACCCGAGCCCCCUUGUGAGUGUGAGGUUUCGGAAGGCGGUCUUCAGAGAGGUCGGACACACUAUCAUGAACCUGCUCGCUGAUCUCAGAAAUUACCAGUACAGCCUGCCCAUGGUGGACGGCUUGAAGAUACACAUGGAGAUGGGCAACAGCUACAUCGACAUCCCCAAAUGCAAGCUCAGUGAGAUGCUGAAAGUGGUGAACACAUCCAACGAACACGUAAUAAGCUUAGGCGCCAGCUUCAGCCCCGAGGCCGACUCCCACCUGGUGUGUGUCCAGAACGAGGGUGGGGUCUACGAGACCCAGGCCAGCAGCAAGCCAGGGAAGACCAGGAAAGUGACUGGGGCCAGCUUUGUGGUUUUCAAUGGAGCACUGAAGGCUUCUUCAGGAUUCAUUGCCAAGUCCAGUAUCGUUGAAGAUGGUCUGAUGGUCCAGAUCCCACCAGAGACCAUGGAGGCUCUCCGACAGGCAGUACGAGACCAGAGUGACUUCCAGAUUUCCUGUGGCAAGGUGGAGGUGGCUGACCUGAGGGAGAAUGUCACCUUACGUUGGGUGGACUGGGUGGCACCGCCUGUCAAAGGCAGCACGAGCAGUCCUGUGGACGGCAGGUCCCUGGACGCUGUCCCCAGUGUCCGACUUCAGCAAGACACGGAGUUUGAGACGGAUGGGAAGAUCGUCAGAUGUGUAGAGGCAUUCAUCUUGGUGAAGGGGGUGCAGGCCCCCCUCUCGGCCCCGUUGCCGUCUCAGUUCCUGCGGGAAAUCUCCGCUGCAAGUUGCAAAGCCCUCAGCCCCCGCCUCGCUGUCCUCACAGGCAGUGGGAUCAACCGAUUCGGUCUGCGCAUCUCCACUGACGGCGAUAUGGUGGAGUACCAGGCUGGCUCUGGAAGCCGGCUCCUGCCACAGCGGUACAUGAACGAGCUGGACGGCGCGCUCAUCCCUGUCAUCCACGGCGGCAGCUCCGGCGUCCCCCAGCAACCCAUGGAUGUGGAGUUCAUCUUCUACAUCACGGAGAGGCUCCGCUGAACGGGAACCACACACCAGCGAAAUCUAGGCCUGCGGGAAGCAGGUUUCAACCAGAGACAAUUCUAGCCCACACUGAAAAACGCAAUGCUGCCAUUAAGGGGAUGGUUGACACCCCUCUGCAAAGAAUCACAGGCAUGAGGAGUGUAAGAACAUUUAUCAAGAUCUGACGUCCAGCAUUGUUGAUUUAAUUUUGUGAUCAAGAUCAUUUGAAGUGAUGUAUACACUUGGUCUUUGACUUUUGAGUAUCUCAGUAUAUUACUAAACCAUAGCAUUGAAAAUGUGUUGAAUCCCAAAUUUGAGACCAGGACUUAUGACUAAGAUUGUGUGCUUUUUUCUUUGAGCGUAUCAAUUCUCAGUUGAUUUUUUUGUCAAAUCUGGAUUCUGUGGGUUUUUACUUCCAGAAUGCUAAUGAACAGAGAUAUGAAAAAAGUUACUUGACCAAAAGCUUCUAGUGUAGAAGUGCUGCUCUCAUUGUUGAGAUGCUUGUAUUUUCAUCAAAGUGAUAUUAGGGAAAUAAAUUAUUUCAGAUUAGUAAUUACAUACUUUGGAUGUUUAAAGUAUCUUCAUAUAAGCCUAUAAUUUUAGGUAUAGAAGUGUGUGUUUGUCUAUGUACCUGUAUACAUACACACAAUCUUUAUCACUUUGAUUUAUUAGAAGCCUUGGCACAUCUCUCAGUAAUUGUAUUUUUUGUGAUAACUGUAUAGAAAGAUAAAUUAUAUUAAUCUCUGAUGAGAUUAAUACCUAUUUUUGAAACAAUUCUGUGCUUUAAAUAAAAUGAAUAUUUUUGAUAGGACAAGUGAUUUUUGCAGUUGUGUAAGUCUAGCGUCUGAAGUCUUGAACACAAAUUAAGCUUUAGACACUAAUUGCUUUGCUCUGGAGCAGAAUUUGUCCUUUUUUCUCAGUUAAAGUAAUAAACAGUCUGAUCUGAUUGUGGUUGUUUUCUUAGCAUUAAUAUGGCAUGUCUUCUGAGAUUAGUAUGGAAAAGCAUUGAGCGCUUAAGUCAUGUCAAGGGGUUGCUUGACACUAGCUUGUUAGGCAGUUUUUUCCGCCAGCUGGCAGUUUCUCACAGCAUUUUCAUGCCCCCCUCACUCCCCCAGAAACACUGCGAUGUGCCUGCAUUUCUGGGCCCCCUCUCACCUCUUCCUGAUGCUAUGUCCAUUUCGUACUGAGUGUCUGCUUGUACUAUGCCCAUGGAGAAAAUGUCUUUUCUCUGACGGCUGAUUUUAAUCAUAUGCUGGAGGGGAGGGGAACAUGCACUUUAAUAUGUCUGACUGAUGAUGGAAAUGACAUGUUCACACUCUUGCGCACGUAGUAGCCGGUGGUGUUCCAUUUGUCAGUCUUCUCUCUUUCUUUACCUUCAUUGUUUUCCAUGCUUGUCUGUUAUUUGUAAGAACCUGAUUUUUAUUCGGUUCACUCAGUGUGAAAUAUCGUACCAGAUUUCCGUGCCCCAUGUGUUACAAAAGGGGGAAAAUCCUUAGAAUUUUUAGUCAGUGCUUCAUACUUUAUGAUCUGGUUUCCAAAUACCUUACGUGUCCUGUUGUUUUUUUUUAGCCGGUAUACUGGACUCGCUUAUAUUAGGUCUUGCAGAUACUGGAAGUGUCUCAGUUCUGCAGUCGAAUCACAGUGGUUAUAGCUGGACCCGCAAUCCGUAGGAUUUAAAGAAUGCAUGAUUUUAGCUGACAGAGUGUCAUAGUCCUUACAUGCACUACAAGAGAGAGCUGUGUCCCUAUGCAUUCUCCCCUAUGCAUGCUCCCUCAAGGCCGUUCUGUCGAAAGUAAUGAAGUCACUCUUGGCUUCUGCCAAAAAUGUUCAGUGUAACUCCUAAAACAAUGCAACUCUUAGAUCAUCCAGUGUUGAAAGUGUACAGAGAUGAUGAGGUCGUACAUCAAUGUGAGCAAAAUGUUUCCUGUGGCUUUAAGUGAAAAUUUCCACUAAUAGAUAUUUUCAUAUUGAAGUUAUAAAAUAAUGGCAACAUCAUGGACAAGUCACAGUGCUUUUCUUUUCUUUUUGUUUGUUUGUUUUGUUGUUUUAAUGGUGAAUUUCUCCUUUGUAUUUAUGGUGAAUCAUCUGGGGAUCUAAGAUUUUCUCAGUUUUCAAGAUUAAAGUCCAAUUUAUUAAUGGAACUUUCAUUGAAGUCAUAAUAAAAAUGUAUUUUUAUGCUUUUUGAGCUAUUUAACUGUUUUCCUCAGUUGUAUAUGUACCUCUGUAAGGUUUAUAAAAACCAAGUACUUUCUUUGAUGUUACUGACAUUUGAGAGUUGAGAAACUUCUUUUCAAUAUUAAAUUUGUUAUAGGUGUGUUGCAUAUAUAUAAUAAAAUAUUAUCAGAA
This is a messenger RNA of Brienomyrus brachyistius, 7863 nucleotides long. It is a transcript of the gene zfyve16, whose product is annotated as zinc finger, FYVE domain containing 16. Gene Ontology annotation, molecular function: metal ion binding. Gene Ontology annotation, biological process: endosomal transport. Gene Ontology annotation, cellular component: early endosome membrane. The record is from RefSeq and is a predicted model, not a curated record. The transcript has 18 exons. Lineage: Eukaryota; Metazoa; Chordata; Actinopteri; Osteoglossiformes; Mormyridae. Bases 1189 to 5535 code for a protein of 1448 amino acids.